AUGGCCCCUAAGCCUGCUUCAACUGGUGGCAAGGCACCUCCCUCCACGGCCUCCAAAGCACCGCCCGCCUCAAAGGCGCCCGCAAAGACCACUGCAGAUAAGUCUGCAAAGACCGCAAAGAAGGCUGCGUCGGGAGACAAGAAGAAGCGCAAGAAGGUUCGCAAGGAGACGUAUGCCUCGUACAUCUACAAGGUGCUUAAGCAAGUGCAUCCUGAUACCGGUAUUUCGAACAAGGCGAUGGCUAUCCUUAACUCAUUCGUCAACGAUAUCUUUGAGCGUAUUGCAACUGAGGCUUCAAAGCUGGCACAAUACUCCAAGAAGUCAACCAUCUCGUCUCGAGAAAUUCAGACAUCUGUGAGGCUCAUCCUACCGGGAGAACUUGCCAAGCACGCUAUCUCUGAGGGUACCAAGUCUGUUACGAAGUUCUCUGCUGGUGCGAAGUAA
Fomitiporia mediterranea MF3/22 is the source of this 444-nucleotide messenger RNA. RefSeq names its product histone-fold-containing protein. Gene Ontology annotation, biological process: nucleosome assembly. The coding region runs from base 1 to 444 and encodes 147 amino acids. The transcript has 5 exons. Gene Ontology annotation, molecular function: structural constituent of chromatin; protein heterodimerization activity; DNA binding. Lineage: Eukaryota; Fungi; Basidiomycota; Agaricomycetes; Hymenochaetales; Hymenochaetaceae. Gene Ontology annotation, cellular component: nucleosome. The record is from RefSeq and is a predicted model, not a curated record.